This is a messenger RNA of Pocillopora damicornis (cauliflower coral), 2934 nucleotides long. RefSeq lists its product as uncharacterized. The record is from RefSeq and is a predicted model, not a curated record. Gene Ontology annotation, molecular function: protein binding; protein tyrosine phosphatase activity. Gene Ontology annotation, cellular component: plasma membrane. NCBI's taxonomy places the organism in Eukaryota, Metazoa, Cnidaria, Anthozoa, Scleractinia, Pocilloporidae. Gene Ontology annotation, biological process: protein dephosphorylation; homophilic cell-cell adhesion.
UAAGUAUCAAGUGAUAGUCAUGGAACUUACAGAUGGACAAGAUCAAGGGAAAUCGUCAGAUCCAAAAUAUGCUAAAGUCACCAGAAAAUAUGAAGAUCGAGUGGCAGGGGAACCAUACGUUACGGCUGAAUUUGCAAACAAUAACGAGAAGAGGACAUCAUUUCCUGUUGGAGACGGGAAGUACUACUCUACGGAAGGUGUUACUGACGCCAAAAGGAAGCGCAGAGAGGUCGUGGAAAAGUUUCUCAAUGGCAAGCUCGACGAUGGAGCUAAGUACGUUGCAUUUCAGCGGUCGUUCGACAAAGAGGGUGAUUAUGAGAGUGAAGGAUUCGUUGACUUUGAAACCAACAAGGACCACACAGUUACAAUCGUGGUAGUGGUUGUUCUAAUUGUUAUCAUAACUGCAUGUAUAGCAGUGGGAAUUUUCGUCUAUCGUCGACGACAAAGCAGCCCUCGCAAUGGCGAGGAAGAGAUGGCCCUAAGACCCCAAAAACGUGGAAGAACUCUAUCAAAAAGAAUCCUUGGUCGUGGAUCAGGAGCCUUCGACAACCCCGCCCACAAUCCUGGGGAAGCAGUGCCAGUGGAGGAAUUUGAAGAACACGUGCGACGUUUGCACGCCAAUGGCGAUCUCUUGUUUUCUCAAGAGUAUGGUGCUCUAAAGCCUCAAGCCGAAUUCACUUGGAAUGCGACUCUGGCUCAGGAAAACAGGCACAAGAACCGUUACAAUAACGUAGUUGCAUACGACCACAGCCGAGUCAAAUUAUCGCACAUACAAGGUGUACCAGGCUCUGAUUACAUCAACGCAAACUUUCUUGAAGGCUAUCAGAAAAAGAGGGCGUACAUCGCUUCACAGGGACCCCUCCCAGAGACCGAAGAUGACUUCUGGAGAAUGAUCUGGGAACAAGAUUCAAAGAUCAUCGUUAUGGUGACGAAUUUGGAAGAGCGAGGUCGUAUAAAAUGCCACCAAUACUGGCCGUCGGAGGGUGGAAAGGCUUAUGGUGACAUUCAAGUAACGCUAAUGCAGAUAGUGGAGCUCAGCGAUUUCACAAUCCGUACUUUCACUCUAAAGAAAGCCAAUAGCAGAAGUGAAAGAACUCUACAUCAGUACCAUUACACAGUAUGGCCAGAUCAUGGUGUCCCUUCUUGUCCUACCUCACUUCUCACGUUUGUUAAGAAGGCGUCUGGUGCUAAUCCAGCAGACGCAGGGCCCAUGGUUGUUCACUGCAGUGCUGGGGUUGGCAGAACUGGUACUUUCAUCGUGGUGGAUGCCAUGUUACAAAGUAUUGCUGCAGAGAAAACAGUAGAUGUCUUUGGAUACGUUAUGACAUUACGACGUGACAGAAAUAUCAUGGUCCAGGUGGAGGAGCAAUAUGUUUUUAUUCACGAAGUUCUGUUGGAGGCCAUUCAUUCUGGAUACACUGAGAUACGAGCGAAUGAUCUUAGAUCCCACAUGAAGCUCCUAAUGCAAGUCAGUCCUUCAACUGGCCAAACUGAAAUGGAUGAAGAGUUCAUCCGUUUGGGUCGCGGUAAUACUCCGCAAACCAAGUUCCAGGCUGCCAACAUGGGCUACAACAAGACAAAGAAUCGUUAUGCAAACGUGUUAGCCUUUGAUGAUACUCGGGUCAAACUAAGUAUGAUCACUGGCAUAGAAGGUUCCGACUACAUCAAUGCUAACUUCAUUGAUGGCUACAUGACUCGAAGAGCAUUCAUUGCAACACAGGCUCCCAUACCAGACACUAUUCCGGACUUUUGGCGUAUGAUCUGGGAACAAGAGUCCUCCACCAUAGUAAUGCUCUCGAAAGAGACUGAAAGUGGCAAGGUCAAGGUACAUCGUUACUGGCCUGCAAAACAGCCAGCGAAUAUCGGCACUCUGGUGGUGGAAAUGACCAAUGAGAUGGUUUACGAGGAUUACACAAUGCGUGAAAUAAAACUCACCAAUACCAAGGAGAGUGCAUCGCGAGUUGUCCGUCAGUAUCAUUACACUGGUUGGCCUGAUGUUGGAUCUCCAGAAUCUGGUACCGGAUUAAUCGAUCUCAUUGGCCAGGUACAAAGGUGGCAGCAGAAUUCAGGAAACACAACUAUCACUGUACACUGCAGCGCCGGAGUGGGUCGCACCGGAGUGUUCUGCGCCCUCAGUAUUUUGAUCGAGCGGUUAAAGAGUGAAGGUGUGGUGGACGUCUUCCAGACUGUGAAGCAGCUGAGAGCUCAGAGGCCCGCUAUGGUUCAGACAAAGGAUCAAUACGAGUUCAUUUACUCUGCUCUCAGUGAGUAUUUGGACUCCUUUGAUGCCUACAGUAAUUUCGAGUAACUAACAUGGUUGAAGAUAAUCAACCUCAAGGGAAUAAUUACAACUGACCAUCAAGGUGAAAAGAGGAAAGGGCAAGAACAAUUUUCUAUUUUUUGUAUUAAGCAAAUAAGUAAUUUUCUUCAAAAAGAUUCCAGUUGGCCUUCACCGGUUGUAAACAUGAAUUAACUGACUGAAAACGAAUACUUAAAGUAACUGGUAGUUUUGUAAACGUCACGUGCUCCUUUAAGAUAACAGAAAAUGAAAGCUUUCCCCUUUCAGAAUAAAAACUUGUCGAGAUCGUUGUAGGAAUUAGAAACCAUUAAUAGCUUUGUGGUUAUGAUACAGAUGUGUCGUCAAAAUAAUAACAUUCACUUAAGACGUGCCAUAGAUUUUUUUUGUUUCUAGCAUUAUGAAAAUUGCAAGAAUGUUUUUAAUAAAUGAUAUAGAUAAAUUUAUGCGACCUUCGCAAAUUACAGUCGAAAAAUUGUUUAGCUUUUAGAGAAGUAUUUAUUAGUGCAAAUCAAGUACAAAAUAGUGUGUUCUCUCAUAAAAGGAAUAUAACUUUUCACUCAGCCAUUAACGUUCUUAAUGCAGUCAGUUAAUAUCCAUGCUGUUCUCUGAGAAAUUACUGGGAAUUUUUUUCAAUA